CACCCCUAUUUAUCUCUUCUUCCCACCUACUAGGCUUGCUUUGGAAUUCUGCCUUCUUCAACCAAUGGUCUCUUCAGCUUCUCAGUGACUGAGGGGGUGAAUGAGACCGACCGUUAAGAGGAUUGACUAGUCAACCACCAGAUUCUUUUCUCCCAGGUAUUUUACCAGCAUCAAUCCUCACUCUUCCCCUUACGAGCUACAGGAAACAGCCUCCAAAGAUGCCUACCUCGUCCUCACAGGUCAAGGUGCAAUGCACUCUGCCACAGUGUCAUCAGACCUUCGAUUCUGUUCAAGACAUGAGAGCGCACCAGAUGCAGGAUCCAAGCCAUCACUACUGCGGCCGAUGCGACGAAGAAUUUGCGGAUGAAGAGCGCCUUCUCAUCCACAAGAUCAAGAGCAACAAGCACAUCAUCUGUCCAAUUUGCGGUCUGGAUUUUCGCAGCGAGGGAGGCCGAAAUGUCCACAUCCGCCAGAAUCAUCGUGCUGAACAGAACAUGGUGUGCGUAGGCUGCCAGGACACCUUCAAGAGCGCGACGGGACUGAUGCGGCAUAUUGAAGAAAACGAAUGCCCCGAGAUCAGCAGCACCCGCCUGUUGCAAGAGCAGUCGAAGAAGAUGAUGAUCAAACAGGCUCUGAAAGGUGGUGAAACAUUUCCAAAAUCAGCCAUUCUGGACCCGACAGAUCUCGAUGAUAUCGAUGGUGGCGUCAAGAUCAACGAGCCAAACCGUCUGCCCAACCAGCUGGCUAAUAAGGACUCUACGCGCCUUGGACCAGCUAAGAUCCCCAUGGAAGAUUGGCCGAAGCUGUAUGGGAAGACUCCGGCACCUGUCUCUUCUGCUCGAAGCGACUUGAUGGCAUUCUCCGAGGUUGGCCGGGCCAAUACCUCUACAGUCAGUGUGAAGGUUGAGGACCAGGAAGGAGCUCCCUCUGUCGUCCAGGGUGGUGACAAUUGGGAUGCCACUGCCGCCCCUCGUGGUCUCGGUGCAUUUGGUGUCGACCUGCCUGAUCCUGGCCAAACCCUCCGCAUGCUCAAACCAAACUGGGACGCGACCAAAUUCUUCAACUCUUACAGUGGGCUGUACCAGUGUCCCGGAUGCAGUGAGGAAUUCAAGACCAUGAGAGAGUUUGAGCAGCACUUCUUGAGCAAGAGCCAUGGCAGAAACGUGGUGCAAUGUCCCGGGUGCUUCAAGUACUUCAAAACCACUGCCGCCCUUGUUGCUCAUUGUGAAGCGCCAACCACCCGCUGCGAGAUCAACGGUUCGCAGCAGUACGGACAGAUCAUCGACGAGCUCACUGGGGGUGUGAUCCAGGCAAAUGGCUACAACAUGGAUGGAACCAUCAAGUACGAGGCUGGCCAGCUGGAAUUGCAGAAGACAACGACUAUCGGGGUCGACCUGGAGAAAAUCAAGUGGUAACGAUGGAUUGCACUGGUACUUGUUCCUAUACGAACACAAUGUGGCCGCUGAUCAUGCAUUCAUGAGGUUACAGUGCACCCUUACUUAGUCCAACUAGGUCAUCUGAAUUGAAUCUUCC
Messenger RNA from Penicilliopsis zonata CBS 506.65, 1533 nucleotides. RefSeq lists its product as hypothetical. Bases 219 to 1415 code for a protein of 398 amino acids. Lineage: Eukaryota; Fungi; Ascomycota; Eurotiomycetes; Eurotiales; Aspergillaceae. The transcript has 3 exons. The record is from RefSeq and is a predicted model, not a curated record.